This is a messenger RNA of Magnolia sinica, 2430 nucleotides long. Its product is annotated as DEK domain-containing chromatin-associated protein 4-like. Gene Ontology annotation, biological process: regulation of double-strand break repair; chromatin organization. Gene Ontology annotation, molecular function: DNA binding; histone binding. The record is from RefSeq and is a predicted model, not a curated record. Lineage: Eukaryota; Viridiplantae; Streptophyta; Magnoliopsida; Magnoliales; Magnoliaceae. The transcript is spliced from 12 exons. The coding region runs from base 175 to 2148 and encodes 657 amino acids. Gene Ontology annotation, cellular component: nucleus.
UUUUUUCUCGAUUCCUUGACUGUAUCCUUUCUGUGUUCGAGGAGGGAAAAAGAGCCCUCUUUUCCAAUUUUUUCAGUCAGUGAGAGAGAGAGAGAGAGCGAGCGAGGAAUUUCUGCGGAGAUUUCUUGGAUUCGAUUCGUUUCAAGCUCAUAUCCUUCUAUGCGUUGAAUCAACAUGGUUGAGCCGGAGGUGGCGUCGGAAGCCACAGAUGAGCCACUGGAUAAUGGGCCAGACCCGCAUGAGGGUACGAGCGGAAUUGUUGUUGAGAAGAAAGAGGAGAGAAAUGGAAUUGGAGAAGUUGAAGGAGAAGCAAAAGAAGAGGAGAAGAAAUCUGAGGAUGUGAAGGCCGAGGAAGAAGAUGACAAGAAAGUAGAAGGAGAUGGUGAGGAAGGUCUGAAAAUGGAAGAAGGAGAAGAUGGCCUGAAGGAAGAGGAGAAGACUGAUGAGAAGGCUGAAGAGAGCAAGGAGGAGAAAGUGUUGAAGAGUCGGAGGGGGCAGAGAACACAGAGAGGGCAGAGAGGUAAGGCGAAGAAAAAGGAGGUUGUUAGUGAGGAGAAAAAAGGGGAGAUGAAGAAACGCGAAGCAGACAAGAAAAAUGUGAAAGAAAGUGAUGUGAAGGAAGGGAAGGAGAUAAGAAUAGAAGAGGAAGGAGUGGCUGAAGGAGUGGAAAUGGAGGAAGAAACUGACAAGAAAGUAGAGAAGGAGAAUAAAGAGGUUGAGGAGAAGGCUGAAGAGAGUAAAAAAGAUAAAGCGGCAAAGAAACGUCGGAGGGGGCAGAAUGCUGGGGAGAAAGAUGAAGUGAAGAAGAAAAGGGAGGUGGGUGAGAAAAAGGUGAAAGAGUCAGUUACUCCAGUGGCUUCCUCCUUGAUCGAUCGACCUGUGCGGGAGCGGAAAUCGGUUGAGAGGUUGGUGGCUAUGAUUGAGAAGGAAGCAGUUAAGGAGUUCCUCAUUGAAAAGGGGCCGGGUACUCCACUGAAAGAUAUACCCAAUGUUGCAUACAAGCUAUCAAAAAGAAAAACUGAUGAUGUUGUGAAGAUGCUUCACUCGAUCAUUUUUGGAAGGAGAGGAAAGGCAUCUCAGUUCAAAAGUAAUAUCGCCCAGUUCUCUGGCUUUGUUUGGCAUGAGAACGAGGAAAAGCAAAGAGCUAAAAUAAAAGAGAGGCUUGACAAAUGUGUCAAAGAUAAAUUGGUGGAUAUCUGCGACAUGCUGGAUAUACCUAUUUCUAAGGCUACAGUAAGGAAGGAAGAUCUUGUAUUGAAGCUGUUAGACUUUUUGGUGGCCCCUAGUGCUACAACUGACAUAUUGCUUGCAGAAAAAGAUCAGUCAAGUACGGCUAAGAAACGUAAGAGGACAGUCAACAGAAGUGCAUCAAAAAGCCCUGGAAGUACACUAGCGAGGCGCUCAGCAAAGAAACAAAGAAAGGUCAAGGACACUCCUAAGCGAGAGAAAAAGAGUACCGAAGAAACGGAAGAUGAAGAAGAGGAGGAAGAUGAAGAGAUUGAAAAUGGCAUGCCUGAUGCAGAUGAGGAUCAAGCUCCUGAGCAUUCUGAAAGUGAGAAAAAGGAAGAUGAAUCUGACGAAGAGUAUGAUGAGGACUCAGGAAAAGGCAAACAAAGCUCGAAGAAGACAUCAAAGAGAGGCUCUGCUGGGAAAGUUAAAACCAAGAAAGCCCCUCCUGCAACACCCACAAAAACCUCAGCACAAUCUUCUUCCAAGGUACCCAAGGCUGAUGAUACAAACAAUACUAGUCCAAAAGUCUUCUCGAGGAAGAAGAAAAGUGAGGACAAAACUCCAAAGCAAUCCUCCACUCCAUUGAAAUCUGCCCCCAAAUCAAAAGGAGGUAAAGAGGUGGCAAAAGGGAAGGGUAAACCCAAGAAAGAAUCUGAUCUGAGUGAUGAGGAAUUGAGGAAGGCGACAUGUGAAAUUCUAAAAGAAGUCGACUAUAACACGGCCACAUUCACUGACAUUCUCAAGCUACUUGCCCGUCGUUUCAACACCGAUCUCACAUCGAGGAAACCGGCCUUAAAGGCCAUGAUCCGGGAAGAGCUGACUAAGAUUGCUGAUGAGGCGGAAGACGACCAAGAUGAUGAAGAUGAGCCUGAGAAGGGAGAAAACUCAGAACCUGCUGACCAAGAAGCAGAGGUUUGACUGAGGCAAAACUAUGUAAAAUUGGUAUUUAUUUCCUUCUCACUUUCAAAAAAAAGAAAAAGAAAAAGAAGAAGAAAAUUUGUGCCUUCUACAUUGCCUCGGGACAUGUGUGGGACCCAGCGGUAAUGUAACUUUUCUGAGUGAUCUACUGCUGGUGACCCUGCACAAGUUCCCCAGCGAUGAAGGGCAGGAGAUUGCUCCUGCUGUGGAUUUUCACAUGUUAUGUAUUCUAAGAUAUGCUUCUCUUAAUUUAUCUGACCCAUAGAUAUUGUUAGCAGCUGA